AUGGGUAACCGAUUAAAUCCUCUUUCGUUGAACGUAUUAAUUGGUGGUGCUACAGGUACACUAAAGUCAACUGUCAUUCGUCAAGCUAUUGAACCAUUUGAACGUAUAUCUGUGUUGGUUCCACGUCUUCAAAUGAAUGUACAAAAGUUAACAACAAAUAAAACACAUUCGAGUCGUGUCGAAAAAAAGAAAGAAAAAGGUUUAUUGACCAAUAAUAUUGUUUCAAAAUCAACAAUUAUUGAUAAUACAACACCUAUUGGAUUAUUAACAUCAUUCAAUGCUUCCAAUAAUUUAUUAAUUGCAACCACAGAAGCUGAUACUCAAUUAUCAAGAUUUGGUUUAUUUGAUACAAAGGGAAAUGAAAAAUAUGCUGAAAGUUCAGAUACAUUAAUCAAAGCAUUCGAUGGUGAAAUAUCGAAUUUUAGUCGUAUGACGGGUGCUGGUGGUAGUAUUUUUGUUGAACAUGGCGUUUUAUCAUUUCUUGGUGGUUCCACGCUCGAGAAAUUCUAUCAUUUAAUUCGAUUAAUAUUAGAAUAUCGAGCUGGAACAGGUUUAUAUACCCGAUUUUUAUAUUUUGUUAUGCCCGAAAGAAAAAGUAUACGUGUUGAUGCUUACAAUGAAUUUCAAAUUGAUAGACGUUUACCAACAUUAUCAUUUCUAUAUUUAAUUAUAAGCCAAUUGGAUAAUGUCGAGUUUCGUUUCAGAAAAACAAAGAAUAGUCGACUUGAUAUUAGUAAUGGAAUUGAUUAUGAUAAUGGUGAAUUUGAUGAAAAUAGUUCGUUAAAUUAUUAUGUUAAUCAUAUAAGUGAUAUUCAUGAUGAUGCAUUCGAAAAAAAAUACCCUCAACAUGAACGAGAUAUUAUUGUGAAAAUGAUGGAACAUACUCCUCGUUUAUGUUGUGUAAUACAAUCAUUAUUAAUUGCCUUAAAUCUUGCACUAUCUUUUGAAAAAAAUGAUGUUGAUGUUGCUUUUGAUUAUAAUGAAAAUGAACCUAUUGAUGUAGAAUGGAUAUCACGUAUUCGUAAUCAAUUAAAUUCAAUGUAUUUUGUAAAAACGCCUAUUUCAGAUCGAAAUAAGUAUCAUGUCAUUUAUGUUGAAAGAGAUGCAUGUGAAAUUGGAAUGAAAAUUGUUAAUUUCCUUUUACAUCAAGCAUUAACAUUAUUUAAUAUUAAUGUGAAACAUAGUGAAGCACUUACAACUCAAACAUCAUUGUCGCGUAUUAGUCUUUCCUCAAAUAAUGAUACAUCAAUAUCCGAUAAAUUAAUUGUCAACAAUUUUGCUGAUUGUAUUCUAAUGACUUUUAAAUAUAAUUAUAUAAUGAAAGAAUGGUUACGAAAAGGUUAUCCAGUAGGUGGAUCAAUUAUUGGACCAAGUCCUGUUCCUUCGAAUAUGAUUAAAAACAAUCUAAUUUUCGAAAAGCAGUUAGAUGAAUUAGUGCAGGCUGGUUUAUUAAAUUGCUCAAACAAAAUGAUAGAAGCUGGUAAAAAACAAAGUAAUCAUUCACGAAAUUUUUUUAAAUGUUAUUUUCGUUGUUUACCUGGCUUAUCAAAUGAAGAAAAAAAAGAUUUUGAAUUAAAGUUAAAAAUUUUUCAUAUUAAUACAACGUUAGAAGAUUAUAUUCGUUUUCAUCAGGAAUGUAGUCUUAAUGAUUUACCUAAACAAUAUGUAAUUGGAAAAGAACAAAUACGAUGGUAUCAAAAUAAACCACAAUAUUAUUCUGAAUUUAAACAUUAUUUUUCAAACGAAGAAUUUCUGAAUAAUAAUUGUAACGAACAAGAUGAUUUGAACAAUUCGAUGGAGACAAAUAAUUAUAAUAAUGAUUCUCAUAAUAAUAAUAAUAAUAAUGAUGAUGAUGAUGAUGAUGAUGAUGACGAUGAUAGUCAUUCGAAUAGUUUAAAAACAACUAUCACAAAAACUAAUUUCAAUAUUGAUGAUUAUUAUAGUAUUGUUUCUUAUGCUGAAUCAAUUAAACAUAUACAAAUAUUGAAUUCAUCAUCUUCAUCGAUUACAACAUCAUCGACAACAAUAAAUAACUUAAAUAAAUCAUCAACUACUUGUGGUUUUGUUUUUGAAAUGGACAAGCAAAAAUCAAAAUUAAGACAAAUUCUCGAUUCUUUAUGUUUUAUUGUUGGCUUCGAUGUUUUCAAUGAAAUUAUUACAAAUAUUAAUAAUUUAAAUCAGCUUGAUGAAAACAAAAAUAAAUAUUUGCUUCAUUUGAGUCCUGAAUAUAUGGACAUCUGUUUACAAGAAAAAUUUCGUUUUGAUUCUUUUCAAAAUGAUAUAGGAAUUUUUUCAUCAACAAGUUCUGUCAAUGGUUGUGCUGAUCUUUCACAUUCUAGUCAUGAUUAUUCUUUGAAAGAUGAUAAUAUUAUUAACUUGAAUCAAACAAUUCCAUCAUAUAAUAAUAAUAAUAAUAAUAUUCAAUUAAAUACGAUAUAUACAAUAAUGAAAGACAAUGACAAUAAUCUAUUGAAUUCUAUUCAAGAACCUGUUAAUAUUGAACAAGAAACACGAAUAAAUGAUGAUCUAAUGAUUUCUAGUCAAGAAACCAACAACAAUGAAACUGAUAAAUCUAAUCACAUUAUUGAUUCAUCUCAAAGUAAUAAUCACGAUAUUGAUCAGACUAUAAAACAAACAGCAAAAUUGAUCUUGUUGAAAGGUGGUGUGUUGUUCAUGAAAUCAUACAUUACGAUUCGUAAUAUAAAUAAAUCAGCUACGAUAAGAAACGCAGCAUUAAAAUUUUUAUUAGAUGAGAAAUUAAUUGAAUACGGUAAUUUUUUAAUAAAUCAAACAAAAAGAACAUCAACCGUUUAUCAAGCAUAUUUAAAGUUAUUACCACCACAAGAUAAUAUAAAUCAUAGUACAGCAUAUGUGAAACGCAUGAAAUUUCUUUUAUCAUUAUCAAAACUUGAUUUGUCAGAAGAUGAUUAUAAAUUAUCAUUCAAAUGUAUUGAUCAAUUAUCAAAUCAUAUUGAAACAUCAAUUAAAUGUACCAAAGAAAUGAUUCUUAGUGCACUUGGACAACAACGUUUAGAAGAAUAUAAUAAUUUAAUUUGGUAUGAUAAAACACGUUGGCAUAUACGUAUGGAUGAUGAAUUUGAAAAUGAUGAAAUGUGUGAUACUAGUAAUUAUUGUUACCGAACACAAACAAAAAUUGCCAUUUAUUAUAAUAUUCUUUUCUUGUAG
This is a messenger RNA of Rotaria sp. Silwood2, 3186 nucleotides long. NCBI's taxonomy places the organism in Eukaryota, Metazoa, Rotifera, Eurotatoria, Philodinida, Philodinidae. The record is from the annotation of a GenBank genome assembly.